AUGGAUACCAAAACAACACUGUCAGAAACAGAAGAAGGUGAGAUUGUUGAUGAUUCUGGAACUUUUGACAGUGAAGAGGAUGCCGGAAACAAACGAAAUAUCGAAGAAGUGACCAAUGGAUUGGCCGCUCUAUCGGGUCCAGGCCAGCCUUCACCUGAAAGUCAAGGUACCGAAGAUUCGUUAAAGGAUCGUAGGCUAAGUACUGGAAGCCGUGAAGGUGACUCUGCAAUGGAAAUAAGUAGCCGGGAGAAGGCUGGUCAUAGCGAAAAGGAUCGUAAACACCGAGAGGAACGUAGACAUCGACAUUCUAGCAAACAUUCCCACAGCCAUCGUCGCCAUCAUGACCGUGAUCGUAGUCAUCAUGGUCACCACGGACGUCAUGAAUAUAGUCGAAAAAAUGGAGUUGAAGAAGGGGACAAACAUCGUAAAGAUGGUUUAGGUAACAACUUAAACUCGACCGAUCAUAUGGUCGUCGAUGACGACGAAAAUCGUAGCGAUGUCUCCACCAAUCGUAUUGAACCUUCUGCUGCCUCUUCCCGUAAAUCUAAACGCAGUAGGGAAGAUCUUUCUUCUGACGAUGAAUCUCAUCACCGCUCAUCCUCUCGUCGUCAUUCUUCUCAUAACAGUGAACGACGACACAGUGCGAGUCAAAGAAGCAAGGAAUCUCGCAGCCGAUACGAUAGUGAUCGUGAUUACCGAUAUGGACAGAGAGAAACUCUGAGGGGUUACGAAAGGGAGGUAGGGUAUAGCAGAGAAAGAAAUGAAGGUCAUGGUAGUGAGCGAGGUUACGAUAAAGAAAGAAGUAGGCGGUAUGACGACCGAGUUAAUGGGUCAUAUUCAUCGCGAAGAAUUAUAGAAUAUGAAAUAGAUGAUACUGUUCCAAGUGGCACGAUCCUCAGAGAUGGUCAAAAUUCUGUCUCACAUUUAAAAAAUGACUCAAACGUCGAAAAAUCUACUACGGAUGAACCUACAGAUAUAGUUCUUGAACCAGAAGAUGAUGACGAGAAGCUAAUUGAAGAAAGGCGUAAACGUCGUAAUGCAAUAUUAGAAAAAUAUAAAAAUAAAAAUAAUGAAAUUUCCUCAACAGGGCCAACAGCAAUGGAAUUGACGGUGCAUAGGCAAGAAGCAACUGGCACUCCAAUUGUAGUUUCACCGAUUACACCAUCAACAGCAUCACCGACAUCGUUCUCCUUAACUAAAGUUGAAACUUCUGUUGAUGAUUUUGUUCCUGGUGAAGAUCAAUUUUCUGCCGCAGACUACGAUCCAACAAAAGAUCGCAUAGCGGAUGAUGAAAGGCGAUUACAUCAUAAAUCCGCCAAAGAUUUGGAAUUGCUCAAAACCAAAGAUGCUCAGGAAUCGGUUGUUGGACAGGAUGAAAAUGAAGCUGAUAUGUCUGCAGCAGAUUAUAAAGAAACUUUAAACGAAAGUAACGCAGAUCAUAAAAUUAAUAAUGUGAAAGCAAGUGAUGAAUUUGAUAUGUUUGCGGAUGAUGACAUAAUUAUUCCUUCACCAGAGUCAAAAAAGUCUACAAAAUCAAUACCUGAUGUUAAAAACGUUCCCGUUGUUAUGCAUGAUCAUGCUGUCGGUCUUGUAGACAAUUAUGAUGAUGCUGAAGGAUAUUAUCGUGUUUUGUUAGGUGAAAUGCUUGACAGCCGAUACCAUGUAUAUAGUCAUCUUGGUAAAGGCGUCUUCAGUUCUGUCGUCAAAGCUAAAGAUACAAAGGAAGGAACAGAUGUAGCUAUAAAAAUUAUUCGAAAUAACGAAACAAUGUAUCGGGCUGGUAUCAAAGAAUUAAACAUUCUCAAAAAACUAAUGCUAUCUGAUCCAGAAAAUAAGAAGCACGUAAUUCGGUUAUUUAGACAUUUUGAACAUAAAGGGCAUUUGUGCCUAGUAUUUGAAUCAUUAAGUAUGAAUUUAAGAGAGGUUUUGAAAAAAUUUGGCAAAGACGUUGGUAUAAACAUCAAGGCUGUUCGUAUAUACGCUCAGCAGUUAUUCUUAUCGUUAUCACUUUUAGCAAAAUGCAACAUACUUCACGCUGAUAUCAAACCUGACAAUAUAUUGGUGAGUGAAUCAAAAAAUACGCUCAAAAUGUGUGAUCUUGGUUCAGCUUCCGAUGCGUCAGAAAAUGAUAUCACGCCUUACCUUGUUAGUAGAUUUUAUAGAGCUCCCGAAAUUAUUAUUGGGCUACCUUAUGACUGUGCUUUGGAUAUGUGGUCGGUCGGUUGUACUUUAUAUGAACUUUACACUGGCAAAAUUCUCUUUCCAGGGCGAAGCAACAAUCAAAUGCUAAAACUCAUGAUGGAGCUCAAGGGAAAAUUUCCUAAUAAGAGCCUUCGUAAGGGACAAUUCACAAAACAACAUUUUGAUGAUGAUUAUAAUUUCUUGUAUCGCGAAACGGACCGGAUUAGUAAUAAGGAGGUUGUAAAGACUAUUGUUAUUACAAAACCAACUCGCGAUUUAAAAACACGUCUUCUUUCUAAGACGUCGCAUAUGACAGAUGAGGAGUUACGUUUAUUGACGGCGUUCGUCGAUUUGUUAGAUAAGUGUUUAAAUUUGAACCCAGAGAAACGGUUAACGGUAAAGGAAGCAUUGAUGCAUCCGUUUGUAACCGGCAAAUUAUAA
This is a messenger RNA of Dentiscutata erythropus, 2622 nucleotides long. NCBI's taxonomy places the organism in Eukaryota, Fungi, Glomeromycota, Glomeromycetes, Diversisporales, Gigasporaceae. The record is from the annotation of a GenBank genome assembly.